Molecule: messenger RNA, 1749 nt
Organism: Sodiomyces alkalinus F11
Lineage: Eukaryota; Fungi; Ascomycota; Sordariomycetes; Glomerellales; Plectosphaerellaceae
Product: chlorocatechol 1,2-dioxygenase
Exons: 3
Coding region: 436-1380 (314 amino acids)
Biological process (GO): catechol-containing compound metabolic process
Molecular function (GO): ferric iron binding; catechol 1,2-dioxygenase activity
Source: RefSeq, a predicted model, not a curated record
CAAAGCGGCCUUGCCCUUCGGCAUCGGCUCCCAAGUCGGUCGAUCCCCCUAGUACAGAUCAGUCAUGGAGUCGGUCAUGGAGCUGGGGUGGUUGAAUUUGACACUAACCUAACAGCAGAAACCAGAGAAGCAGGCCAUAUUCUCGCCUCCCGGGGCCUGGGAAUAUGGGGGAAUGGGGGGGCGGCAUGUGUUCUUUGUUUUUCCCUCCUGUACUUAAGGAUCUUCAUCUCCGUCCCUGACUUUCCAAUCCUACCACCCUCAUUUUCUUUCUCUCUCUCCUUAUCCGCCUUUGGUCCUUUUUUCAAGAGCGAGCUUCGAACUUCAGCAAAAAAGCACCUCGAAUUUCGGGAUUUUGACCUGACCUAGAAAUAGGGUUUCAGAACGUCCUGUUCCGGGGAUUUCCUUCUCGUCCUUCCUCACAACCGUUCAGACACCAUGGCUCCCUCCACCAACGGCCAGAACGGCGCCAGCCAGCCCCAGAAGGCGGAGCGUUUCGACCCGACCUUUACCCAGCACGUCAUCGACACCAUGGGUCCCAACGUGACGCCCAGGAACCGACAGCUUUUCACCGCCCUCUUCAAGCACCUGCACGACUUUGCUAGGGAAGUCGAGCUUUCCGUCGACGAGUGGAUGGCCGCCGUCCAUUUCGUCAACUCGAUCGGCCAGAUCUCCACCCCGCAGCGGAAUGAGGCCCACCGUGUCUCUGAUAUUCUCGGUCUCGAGUCGCUCGUUGACGAGAUCGCCAACAAGAUCGUGGCCGAUGGCGACCUCGACCCCACGUCCUCCUCCAUUCUCGGACCCUUCUGGUCCCCCAACGCCCCCUUCCGCGAGCUCGGCGACACCAUCAUCCAGAACCCCUGCGAGGGCGGCCGCGUCUGCAAGAUGUUCGGCACCAUCACCGACCUGACCACCGGCAAGGGUAUCCCCAACGCCGUCUUCGACAUCUGGCAGGCCUCCGCCAACGGCAAAUACGACUUCCAGGACCCGGACAACCAGACGCCCAACAACCUCCGUGGCAAGUUCCGCGCCGACGAGCAGGGCCGCUACUACUUCUACUGCUACCACCCUACCGCCUACAGCCUGCCGAGGGACGGUCCCAGCUGGAAGCUUCUCAACCUCAUGGACCGCCACCCCAUGCGCCCUGCCCACAUCCACAUUAUGGUCACCCACCCCGAGUACAAGGGCUGCACCACGCAGCUGUAUCCCAAGGAUGACCCCUGGCUGGAGACUGACACCGUCUUCGCCGUCAAGAACGAUCUGCUCUGCGACUUCAAACCCCUGGAGAACGACCCCAAGGCCGAGCUGCAGCUCGAGUACAACGUCUUCCUCGCGCCCAAGGACUACAAGGGCAUCUUCGCCAACGCCAAGGGGAAGCUGUAGAUUUAGGAUUGGAAAAAAAGGUGAAGGAGCAGCGACGAUAGUGGAUGGGCGAUUUUUUCGUUUUUAUUUUUACAUUUCUCUAUUCCAUCAGGGUGGGAGGAUGAUGUGAGUGCUUUUAUGCGUCACGACGUGAUACCUGUACCGGCUCCAUUUCUCUGUUAUAUAUAUUUUGCAUAUACACUACUAUCUAGAGCGCUUUAAAACUCCGGCUUAGGGGGUUGGAUAUCUUCAAACGACCAUUAUAUCGGGGGAAUCUAGUCGUUACACCUAAACCUACACUUACAUGCACAUUUCUCAGUGAUUGCCUUAUUUUGGGAUAAUCAAGGGCUUUCAUCAUGUCCGUCGUUUUGCGGCCAGCUUGUAAUUAGU